Messenger RNA from Glycine soja, 4578 nucleotides. Its product is annotated as phospholipase A I-like. Gene Ontology annotation, cellular component: membrane. Bases 240 to 4238 code for a protein of 1332 amino acids. Gene Ontology annotation, biological process: fatty acid metabolic process. NCBI's taxonomy places the organism in Eukaryota, Viridiplantae, Streptophyta, Magnoliopsida, Fabales, Fabaceae. The record is from RefSeq and is a predicted model, not a curated record. The transcript is spliced from 18 exons. Gene Ontology annotation, molecular function: protein binding; glycerophospholipase activity.
UUAUGGGAUAUGUAUAUUUGUAGGUUGACGGGUAACACAGCUUCGGCUCGUCCUGUGUGUGUGAUUACAUUACAUGCGUGUUCUGUGUUCCGAGAUUUGUUGAACCCAUCAAUCAGCAUUCAGCAUUGAACCGUACGAUCCGAUUCGGAUCGAAUGCGGCACCGUAAUGUAGAGGUCAAUUCUCAAGAGUUUAACGUGAGCACGUUACUGAAUCUUGAAAUUUAGAUCGCAAAUCCACAAUGUCUUGGGGAUUGGGUUGGAAGAGACCUUCGGAGAUCUUCCACCUCACUCUCAGCUAUGGCAUCGACGAUCCGCCGGAGAAUCUCGCCCGCACUUCAACCUCCUCCCGCUCUUCCUCUUCUUCUUCGUCCUCGUCGUCUUCGUCGGGUUCUAUUUCCUCAAUCCUCUCGCAGGAUCAGGACCUCGGGUUUCGCAUUGAAUUGGAUUGGUCGGCGUCGGACGACGAGGAUCAGGUGGCGUUGAAGCUUCAGUCCCAGCUGAUGGUGGCGUUGCCGAUGCCGCAGGACACGGUCGUGGUUGAGUUGAGGCCGAGGGACGAUGAUGAAAGCGUGGUGGACUUGGGAAUGAAGGUUGUUAAGCGAAGGGAGCCUCUCAGGGCGGUCACAAUGGCCAAGGCCGUUGCCUCCGGUCAGCAGAGCGACGGCACUGGUAUUUUGAUACGCUUGUUGCGCUCCGAUUUGCCGUCCUCGAUGCCGCCAAACGUUGGAGAUGCCGUUGCCGGUUCCGGCCACCACUGGACUAGUCUUGCUGCGCUCAGCCUCUGCGGCUGUGGCUUGUCGGUAUUACCAGUAGAGCUUACACAAUUGCCACACCUUGAGAAACUCUAUCUAGAUAACAACAGGCUAACUGUUUUGCCACCUGAGCUUGGUGAGCUAAGAAGCUUAAAAGUGCUCAGGAUUGACAACAAUAUGCUUGUCUCGGUGCCUGCGGAACUGAGACAGUGUAUGCAGUUGGUGGAGUUGUCAUUGGAACAUAACAAGCUUGUUAGGCCACUUCUUGACUUCAGGGCUAUGGCUGAAUUACGGGUUCUUAGGCUAUUUGGAAAUCCUCUUGAGUUUCUUCCUGAAAUUUUGCCCCUCCACAAACUUCGACACCUUUCUCUUGCAAAUAUUAGGAUCGUGGCAGAUGAAAAUUUGAGAUCAGUGAAUGUGCAAAUAGAGAUGGAAAACAGUUCUUAUUUCGGUGCAUCUAGGCAUAAACUCAGUGCCGUCUUCUCUCUUAUAUUCCGAUUUUCUUCUUGUCAUCACCCUUUACUAGCAUCUGCACUAGGAAAGAUAAUGCAAGACCAAGGAAAUAGAGUGUUUGUAGGUAAAGACGAGAAUGCAGUGCGACAGCUUAUAAGCAUGAUAAGUAGUGACAACUGUCAUGUGGUUGAACAAGCCUGCUCUGCUCUUUCAUCCCUUGCCUCUGAUGAUUCCGUAGCAUUGCAUCUGAUGAAAGCAGACAUCAUGCAACCAAUUGGAACAGUUCUAAAAUCUGCAGGUCUGGAAGAGGUAAUAUCUGUAUUGCAAGUUGUGGUCCAGUUGGCUUUCACAUCUGAUACUGUGGCUGAGAAGAUGUUGACCAAGGAUAUUUUAAAAUCAUUGAAAAACUUAUGUGCCCAUAAAGAUCCAGAGGUACAAAGGCUAGCUCUGUUAGCUGUUGGGAAUUUGGCCUUCAGUCUGGAAAAUCGUCGCAUACUUGUUUCUUCUGAAAGCUUACGAGAACUUCUCUUACGUCUAGCUGUUGCAACUGAGCCACGUGUGUAUAAAGCUGCAGCUCGUGCUUUGGCAAUUCUUGGAGAAAAUGAAAACCUGAGGCGUGCAAUAAAAGGAAGACAAGUGGGUAAGCAAGGACUUCGCAUACUCUCAAUGGAUGGAGGAGGAAUGAAAGGUCUAGCAACUGUACAAAUGCUAAAGGAAAUUGAAAAAGGAACUGGAAAACGAAUACAUGAGUUGUUUGAUUUAAUAUGCGGCACAUCAACAGGAGGAAUGCUAGCUGUUGCACUUGGGAUUAAGUUAAUGACUUUGGAAGAAUGUGAAGAUAUAUACAAAAAUCUUGGGAAGCUUGUUUUUGCUGAUCCUGUUCCCAAGGACAACGAAGCUGCUACUUGGAGAGAAAAAUUAGAUCAACUUUAUAAAAGUUCAUCACAGAGUUUUAGGGUUGUUGUUCAUGGAUCAAAACAUAGUGCAGAACAGUUUGAAAGGCUAUUGAAGGAAAUGUGUGCUGAUGAAGAUGGAGAUCUAAUGAUAGAUUCUGCUGUGAAAAAUGUGCCCAAAGUUUUUGUUGUAUCAACCUUGGUGAGCAUGAUGCCUGCACAACCAUUUGUAUUUCGCAAUUAUCAGUACCCUGCUGGAACACCUGAGGUGGCUCUUGUUGCAACAUCAGAUGGCUCUGGGAUCAAUGUAUUAGCUUCACCUAUAGGUGAACAGGUUGGCUAUAAGCGUAGUGCUUUCAUUGGAAGCUGUAAGCAUCAAGUAUGGAAGGCUAUCAGAGCAUCAUCUGCUGCUCCUUAUUAUCUUGAUGAUUUCUCAGAUGAUGUCAACCGCUGGCAAGAUGGUGCGAUAGUGGCUAACAAUCCUACAAUUUUUGCCAUAAGAGAAGCACAACUUCUGUGGCCAGAUACAAAAAUUGACUGUCUGGUUUCAGUAGGAUGUGGUUCUGUUCGAACCAGGGUACGAAAAGGAGGUUGGCGGUAUCUGGAUACGGGGCAGGUGUUGAUUGAGAGUUCAUGCUCUGUUGAUCGGGUGGAGGAAGCUUUAAGUACAUUGCUACCCAUGCUUCCUGAGAUACAAUAUUUUCGUUUCAAUCCAGUUGAUGAACGCUGUGAUAUGGAACUUGAUGAGACAGAUCCGACUAUCUGGCUAAAGUUGGAAUCUGCGAUUGAAGAAUAUAUACAAAAGAAUCAUCACGCAUUUGAAAAUGUGUGUGAUAGAUUGCUUCUUCCUUUCCAGCAUGAGGAGAAGUGGUCAGAAAAUCUGAGAUCUAAAUUACCCAAGACAAAGGAAUCACUUGAGGGUGCUGAUGGCCCCACCUUAGGGUGGAGGCGUAAUGUACUACUUGUUGAAGCUUCACAUAAUCCAGAUUCUGGAAGAGUGAUCCACCAUGCCCGGGAACUUGAGUCAUUUUGUGCUCGUAAUGGCAUACGUUUAUCCCUAAUGCAGGGUUUGUCUGGGAUUGUAAAAACAGUGCCAUCAACAACAUUCCCAACUCCAUUUCAAUCACCUCUGUUUACAGGAAGCUUCCCUUCGAGUCCCCGCAUGUUUAGUCCUGAUCUUGGUCAGAGGAUUGGACGAAUUGAUCUGGUCCCACCUUUAAGUUUAGAUGGUCAAUUAGGGAAAACAAUUGCAUCACCUCCAAUGUCUCCUCGAGGACUUAGACAGCUCUCUUUUCCCGUGAAAUCAUUGCAUGAGAAAUUGCAGAAUUCACCGCAAGUGGGUGUUAUACAUUUGGCUCUUCAAAAUGACUCGGAUGGCUUAAUUGUGAGUUGGCACAAUGAUGUAUUUGUUGUGGCUGAACCUGGAGAACUCGCUGAGAAAUUUCUGCAAAAUGUUAAAUUCAGUUUGUUGUCAACAAUGAGGAGCCAUCGCAGAAGGGGCGCAUCUCUCCUGGCCAAUAUUUCUACUAUUUCUGAUUUAGUUGCCUUUAAACCUUAUUUCCAAAUUGGAGGCAUUGUCCACCGUUAUCUAGGCCGUCAAACCCUUGUUAUGGAAGAUGAUCAAGAAAUUGCUUCAUAUAUGUUUCGUAGGACUGUCCCUUCUAUGCACUUAUCCCCUGAGGAUGUACGAUGGAUGGUUGGAGCUUGGAGAGACAGGAUCAUAAUAUGCACAGGGACAUAUGGACCUACUCAUGCUCUUAUCAAGGCCUUUCUGGACUCUGGUGCCAAAGCUAUUGUUUGUUCUUCAAGUGAACCUCCAGAGUCUCUGUCGACCACUGUUGAUGGUUACAUAGAGUUGAAUGUGAUGGAAAAUGGGAAGUUUGAAAUUGGGGAAGAUGAAGCAGAUGAUGAGAAUAUACCCGCCAGUCCAGUAAGCGACUGGGAAGAUAGUGACGCUGAGAGAAAUGUGGACCACACUUUUUCUUUUUGGGACGAUGAUGAAGAGGAACUGUCACAUUUUGUUUGUCAAUUAUAUGAUUCAUUAUUCAGGGAAGGUGCUAGUAUCAAUGUUGCUUUGCAACAUGCUCUUGCCUCAUAUCGAAGAAUGAGGUAUGUGUGCCAUCUCCCCGGCGUACAAUAAUUUUGUUCACUUAAUCUUUCACAAUAAAAAAACACGAAAAUAAAGGAUGAGAGGGGGGGAAAGAUGAGUCUGUGUGAGAGAACAUGUUCUUAUAAAAUUAUACGGUCGAUAACCAAUUUUGAGGCUUAUAAAGAUGUGCAUUUAUAGUUGUUUCCGAUGUUCCUUACUAUUUUAUUUUGUUCCUUGUACUUGUUCAGUUGUUCCUACUGUGAUGACAUUCGGAGGAUUAGGGCUUCGGAGUAUCUGUAUUAUAGUCGUAGAUUGCCAUACUUUUUUUUUUUUUUGACGAAUCAGGUUAUUUUAAGACUCAGAUUUAAAAAAUAAUUUACUUUCCGAUGUA